Messenger RNA from Rubroshorea leprosula, 1785 nucleotides. The record is from the annotation of a GenBank genome assembly. NCBI's taxonomy places the organism in Eukaryota, Viridiplantae, Streptophyta, Magnoliopsida, Malvales, Dipterocarpaceae.
GCCAUAAAACCUUAAUUGGCUGCAGUCUUCAACCUAAAGAUGAGGAAUCUCAUGUUUUUGGCUAGAAAAUUACAGCGUCUUUGUACCCAUUCAUUCAUAUUUCUCAUCCGUCUAAACCCGUUUUGGGUUCAUCUAACUUACUUCAUAGCAAUUUCUCUUUUCGGGUACUUGGCUUUGAAGAAAACAAAGCCAAGAAGCAAUUCCUUUACCCCCAAUGACCUUGAUACUUUCUUCACGUCGGUAUCUGCAGCAACUGUUUCAAGCAUGUCAACCGUGGAAAUGGAGGCUUUCUCCAACCCCCAACUCAUAAUCAUCACGGUCAUGAUGCUGCUCGGCGGCGAGGUCUUCACUUCAAUUCUCGGCCUUCUGCUUGCCCGCUCCAGGUUCCUCCCCAAACAACCGCGCCCUCUCGAAAACGGCGUCGAUAAUGAUAAAAUCGAAUUGGGUUUGGUUACUAGAACUGAACCUAACAAGAAGCAGUUACCCUGCUUAGUAAGGGGGUCUACGCUCGACGUUGUUGAACAAUAUUUGACUUCGAUUCAAAGUCACCAAAUUCCUCGUGAAUCCCAAAACUCUUGUACCAAUGACAAACAUUUAACCGUGUCUCACCAAAAAAACCUGGAAACUAACACUUACGAAUCCUUAAGUAGGGAUGUUCUUCUCAAGCACAACUCCAUUAGGUGUUUGAGUUAUGUGGUUUUAGGCUAUUUUUUGGUAGUCCAUGUGAGUGGCUCUGUUUUGGUAUCCACUUAUGUCAACCUGGUUCCAAGUGCCGAGGAAGUACUCAAAACCAGAGGCAUUCCCGUGCUCAUAUUUUCUGUUUUCACCAUCGUUUCUACGUUUUCCAACUGUGGUUUUAUUCCGACCAACGAGAACAUGAUCAUCUUCAAGAAAAAUUCCGGCCUCCUCUUGCUCCUGAUCCCACAGAUUUUUCUUGGCAACACGUUGUACCCGGUUUUCCUCCGAAUUCUCAUCUGUGCUCUGGAGAAAAUCUCCCAGCGAGGGGAAUUCCGGUACAUCCUGAGGAAUUCCAGGGAGUUGGGGUUUGGAGAUUUGCUCUCCGGCAUUCACUGUUGUUUUCUCGCCGCCACAAUGAUCGGAUUCGUGUUGAUUCAGUUGAUACUGUUCUGUUCCAUGGAAUGGAAUUUGGAGGAUUUGAAUGGGCUUACAUGGUAUGAGAAAUCAGUGGCAUCUUUGUUUCAGGUGGUAAAUUCACGGCACACGGGCGAGUCUGUUGUUGACCUCUCCGCCAUCUCUCCGGCGAUCUUGGUGGUCUUCGUCGUUAUGAUGUACCUCCCUCCAUACACUUCCUUUUUUCCGAGAAAAUAUCGCAAAAUGGAUUCAGAAAAUAACAAGGACGACGACCAGAUCAGAUCAACCUUUGUGGAAUCUCUCAUCUUUUCUCAACUCUCUUAUCUAGUCAUCUUCAUUGUCCUCGUUUGCAUCACCGAGAGAGAAAAGAUAAAGGACGAUCCCCUCAACUUCAAUGUUCUGAACAUCACCCUGGAGGUCAUGAGUGCUUAUGGGAAUGUCGGUUUUUCGACUGGUUAUGGUUGCAAAAGGCAGCUGAAACCUGAAAGCUAUUGUGUAGAUCGAUGGUAUGGAUUUGCAGGAAGAUGGAGUGACAAGGGAAAAUGGGUGCUCAUCCUCGUUAUGUUCUUUGGAAGGCUAAAGAAGUUCAAUAUGAAUGGUGGCAAGGCAUGGAUACUCUCCUAAGUCAUAGAAGAGGCCUGAUUUUAUUAACAUCUUGUGUAUGUAAAUAUUGCAUAAAUAAGGAUUUAUUUA